ACUUACAACGAUAUAAUAUGAGUUUUAUAGCUUAAGUGUGUAUCAAAAUUCGAAAAAAUAACUUUUAAACUUGGAGCUUGGUUAAUGAAAUAAAUAUACCCACCUAACCGGCUUGUAUAAAGUUAAAUAUUGUUGCAUAUUAAUUUUUUUUCAUAUUAUUACUCUAGUAUUUUAUAUAAAAAAGCCCGCGGCCUUUCCCACGGCGAAAAGCCGUCUUUUCACCCCUCCAAAAACGCUGACCCCUCCCUCCUUUCUUCGCAUAAAAAAACUCUGUUCUGUCGAAUCGCUCUCGCUCUCUCUAUUAGGUCUGUGGUCACUGGAGCUGUUAUAUGUUUGUGAUAACAUCCCUCUUCCGACUCUCCCGCUGCUGCUGCUGCUCGGAGGCGAUCCCGCUGCUGCUACUGCUCGGAGGAGAAGAGGAGAAGAGAAGGACAAAGGACAUAGGAAAGAGACAGAGGAGUACGCACAAGGAAAGAGGGAGAUAUUCGUGGGACUUUUCUGCACUGGUUUGUACACGAAUGCGCGAGUUACACUCCACAUGAAAAGAAAACGUAGGCCUUUCCAGCCACACUAAACAUUCCAUUAAGCUCCCUCCCGUCGAUUCUGAUACAUGGCCACCGUAUUCAAGAUCAGUCCUGCUCAAAUUUCUACUUUUCAUCAAAUCGCUUCUAAACCUAACAUUUUUCAUCACCACGAUUCCGCAAACAGACUACCCAUCUCCAUUCCGCGCUGCUCUACACCGAGAACCUCUCCAUUCACUGAGAAGCACUCAAUGCAGAGAUACGAGAGAGACCAAUGGUUGUACCCAGUUGCUCAAAAAUGUAGUCGCCCUUUGCCUGGUGAUUUGGGUUCCGGGAGCGAUGACGACAUUGCUCUUCAAUUGCCAGAGCUGAAGAAGCUCCUUCAAGCUCUGAAGGCGAGGAGAGCAGGUGAAGGCGGAGGAAGGAGAGAAGGGCCUGGAAGUGUUUAUCUGGUUGGAACUGGACCUGGGGACCCUGAACUUUUGACCGUGAAAGCUUUGAGAUUGAUUAAGUCUGCAAAUUUAGUGUUGUAUGAUCGAUUGGUUUCAAAUGAUAUCAUGGAUUUGGUUCAACCUGAUGCUAAAAUGCUCUAUGUUGGGAAAACUGCUGGUUACCACAGUAGAACUCAGGAUGAGAUCCAUGAGCUGCUGCUGAGCUUUGCAGAAGUGGGUGCCACAGUAGUGAGGCUGAAAGGCGGCGACCCAUUGAUCUUUGGGAGGGGUGGAGAGGAGAUGGAUUUCCUUCAACAACAAGGAAUUCAUGUAAAGGUUAUACCAGGUAUCACAGCUGCUUCAGGAAUUGCUGCAGAGUUGGGGAUCCCUUUGACACAUCGUGGUGUUGCAAAUAGCGUUAGGUUUCUCACUGGGCAUUCCAGGAAAGGAGGGUCUGACCCUCUUUUCAUUGAGGAGAAUGCUGCUGCUCUUGAUACAACAUUGAUAGUGUACAUGGGAUUGUCCACCCUCCCUUCACUUGCUCUCAAGUUGAUUUGUCGAGAUGGUCUCCCACCUGAUACUCCAUCAGUUGCAGUCGAGAGAGGAACUACACCUCAGCAACGGAUGGUAUUUGCUGAACUGAAGUAUCUGGUGGAUAAAGUUAAAGCAGCAGAAUUGGUUUCACCAACUCUAAUUAUUAUUGGGAAGGUUGUGGCACUUUCUCCGUUGUGGCUACAAUGCAUUAGAGAUGAAGCCCUUUUGGUAGAAGAAAAAUUAACUUAAUAAGCAGUUUAUACUCUUCGAAGGUGUCAGAGAAGCAGCAACAUGGCAUCAAUUGCAAUGACCCACUGAAUGGUUGAUCGCCAAAAUCUUUAUGCAUCUUGGAAAUCUCUAGAUGAUGGUUUUUGUGUCUCGUUGGGAGGCAAGAGGGGGCAAUUCUUUCAAACAGAGGGCUUCCUAUGUUGGUGAAACACUGAAGGAGCCCUUUUCUGUAGCAUUGCAUUUAUUUGAGGAAGAAGAGGGACAUGGGUGUAAAAAUGGGUGAUAUUUUUGUAAUACUGCAAAGAUAAGAGAUUGUAUUGUUGGACGUGUGAUCGUGUUAGAUGCUUUAGGGACGGGGAGCAUGGAUGUUGUUAUGUUUAUGUUCUUAACAUUCUAAAUAAUGCAUGCAUUCUUUAGGGAUUGUACGAUAAUAUCAUUUAUCUAUGUUGCAAAGAGGUUACAAUUA
Messenger RNA from Amborella trichopoda, 2180 nucleotides. Its product is annotated as S-adenosyl-L-methionine-dependent uroporphyrinogen III methyltransferase, chloroplastic. Gene Ontology annotation, biological process: siroheme biosynthetic process. NCBI's taxonomy places the organism in Eukaryota, Viridiplantae, Streptophyta, Magnoliopsida, Amborellales, Amborellaceae. Gene Ontology annotation, molecular function: uroporphyrin-III C-methyltransferase activity. The record is from RefSeq and is a predicted model, not a curated record.